Molecule: messenger RNA, 19935 nt
Organism: Mya arenaria
Lineage: Eukaryota; Metazoa; Mollusca; Bivalvia; Myida; Myidae
Exons: 9
Coding region: 132-14264 (4710 amino acids)
Molecular function (GO): ubiquitin-protein transferase activity; ATP hydrolysis activity
Source: RefSeq, a predicted model, not a curated record
CUAUUUCAGACGCAAAAUAUUAUGUGUUAUUUAACUGUGAUAUAUUGCCUUCUGCACAAAUGGAUGGAAUUACGUAGUUGGAUAUUUCUCGGGUGAUUGUCACGUAACCGCAAACAGUUCUUCAAAUAAAGAUGGCGACUGGGAGUAGCUGUUCAGUUGAAGGAUACUUAAAACUCAAAGUGAAGAUUUUCCGAACUGAGAAGAUAUUCAACUCCUUAAUAGGAAAGAUAAAAACUAAGCUUCCAGAGUUUUGUCAAUAUCUCGAGGUACAGCAUCCAUUUUUGCGAUUAAAAAAUCAGAUGCGACCUCUAAAAUAUGAAACAGGAGAAGUGGCGUAUUUUCUAGUCAUUGCUAUCUACUCGAAAGAAGAUUUAAACAGGAUACGCCAAAUGACAAAACCAGUGGGAAAGACGAAGUACAAUAUGUUUUCGUCUUUGAUGCAUACGUAUUACAAAAAAGUUUUAACUGAUUAUAACUGUGAAAUUGAUGUUGAAAUGGAAGAAACGGAGUAUGCAUACCUACAAGAGCAUAUCUCUGAGGAAACGGAUGUAGACGAACCAUAUGAACGAAGUGGACAGGUUGGAGACGCUCAUUCUGUUGAAACGCAAAUGGUCAAUCAUAGAUUUAUUAUAUACAUACCAGAGGAACGAAAGGCACAAACAGUUCAACUAAGAAGUAGUAGUAUCAAAUAUCUCCACGAAGUUAUAUUAACUCCACUUAUGCCAAGAAAAGACACAUACUAUGUUGAGUUGUCGGUACCCGCAAACACGGUUGGCUCGUAUUCCUACCGUAUGGACAUGAAUCAAUGGUUUCAAAGUUUACGACCCUUCGAAAGUCAACUUUUCAAACUUCAACCCUACACGGUGCACCGAGAUAUCAUCAACAAGUUUUCAGCAGAAGACAGCAUUGUCUUUCAUUUAGAACAUAUACUAAUUGACUCAGUUGUAUUGUUCUCCUUUAUGGAACUAUGUAUGCAAAUUGAAGACGUAUUUUCGCAAGGUGCAAACGAAAAUAACAGUACCAUCUUAAAGAAAGUACUUGAGAAAGCAAACUUCUUCAAUCGCGAUGGAAACGCACUGUGUGCGUUUAUGUUGAACCGUGUCAAGAAUCAUUUCACCCUGCAAACGAUGUUAGAUGCACAAAUAUCUGAAAGAAUUAUUAAAUCGGUAGCUGAAAGAAAUCUUAAAGACUUUCCAGUUUCGUGCAUUGCUGGCCUGAUUCAAACUUUGAAGUACAUUUAUAAAAUAGCACAAGCAAAUCAAUCCGAAAUUGGUGGCUUCCUGCUAAUAUUUUUUGAUUGUUUUGGGGAAGAAUAUUUAAACACCUUUCUCGAACAGUGCAAACACGAAAAAGAAAAGCACAUCGAUUUCGUAAGGUUCUAUUCUGAUGAAACUGUCAUACCGUUAUGUAAAAGGUUUAUCGAAUGUACGAGAAUUUCUGGCUCAGGAAAGAUCAUGUGUAACUUUAUAUCUCUUUUGCCCUUGUCAAUGGCACUUUCUUUGUACAAGCAGUUCUCGAAUGAGUUCAUCGACAAUGAUGCAAUUCUUAAAAAGAUACGCGAUCUCCUCAUAGAAAAACUCGGAAAAGCAAGAAAAGACAACGAUUUAUUGGGAAUAUGUGAUAUUGCCAUUCAUUUCGAAGACAUCGGUCUUUCCAGCCGACUGAAUACAAUUGCAACGUUUGAAAAGGCCAUAACUGAUUGCUUUGAACCGGGCGUCGUUUCGGGAGAUGCGGUUAAAAUAGCUGUGCUAAAAGUUUUGGAACAAACUGGAUGUUUUAGGGAAAAAACAAGCCGUUUCGAUUUACUAAAAGCUGUCACACGAUCGGGAAAUCCCUGUGUUAACCAACUACUGAUUGAGCUAGGAAAACACGCAAAUUUCCAUAGUGUAUUUAGCGAACUUCAAUACGAACAUAUAAAAGUAUGGCUUGAUAAUAUUAUCAAAUUGGGGCGAGAUGAAAAAUGGUGUCAUGCAUUCGAGCAACUGGCAAACAUUUUCAGACUGAAAUUGCUCUCUGAAGAAACUCAUGAAAGACUCGUCGGACAUCUUACAACAUUUAUGGACUUUGAAACACUUGAUAAGUUGCUAAGGCAGCUUUGGAGGAUUGAGCAUGUGCUCGAUGAUCACCCAUGCCUUUCUGCUGCAUAUGAGAAAACAGUGAUGCAGCUCAUGUCAACCAAACGGCAUACGGAUGCAAUUGAAAUGCUUUGCCAAAAUAAACGUCUUGCUGUGGAAUCAAGAAUACGAGGUACACUGACAUGCAGAGUUAUUGAGUACCUUUUCAAUGGGUUACGUCAAGAGCAGCCCGAAGUAUUAUUUCAAAAAGCUUGUAUUUAUGUUGAUAUUUUGGAAAUUCUUGACAACGUGACGGGGUCGGAGUCAAAAACGGUUAGUUGUAACGAAACAAUUGUGUGCAUUGUUAAGUCAAUCAAGAAAACGGUUUCUCAAAUCAAACGAAAGGAAGCUAAUAUGGAAUUUUUAUCAAAACUGAAGACAUCCGAUGAAAAGACUAAAAAGCUCCUAAUCUUUGGUGGACUCAACAAUGACGAAAUAGAGAAAAUACCUCUCCUAUUGAAGGAAUUAAGAGACAGUUUAAAGGAGAGUACAAAUGAUGUGUUAACAGUACUAAAUGCAUUAAGACGCAGAAGAGACAGUAUUCCUAUAAGAGGAAUUGAUCAGAUCAUUGAAGCUGUUAACGACAAGAAAUAUGACAUUGAUAAAGAACCAUUAAAAUCAUGCAUAUGGCCACAUCUAUUCUGGGGCGAUUUAGAGUAUUUGCCUGCAGAAUGCAUACAACUAUGUAAAGUUAUUGAAUCAACACUAUUUUGGAAUGUUGGCAAAGAAAGCAUCGUUAGUGAAUAUGAACGCACAAUGGAACAGGUUUCGAACGAAUGUAUAUACGAGCUGUGUCUGUGUGCAAUAAGGUUCCUGUUUGAUGACUUUCCAGAUAAAGCGAUCGCAGACCCUGUAUCAUCAUACAAGCUCAUCGAAUUUAUCGGCUGUACGAAUACAAUUGGUAUAAAGGCAUAUAAAGAAGCCUGGGCCAAACUAGAAGACUGCGGUGACCAAAUAAAUAUAACGGAUGUGUUUAAAAUGUUUACGAAGGCCGACGUCGCAGCGGAAAUUGAAUUGGCAAAUGUGUUUCGGGGAGACAUUAAACUAUCAUUAGAUAAAACUCUACGACAGCUUUGGAAAAUAAACGAUAUAGGGAAAGAUGUUUCAACUUUACAAAAUGGACUUAAAGCGUUUGGAUACGACCUUUCGAAAGACACAAAAUUAUUCACAGGAAUAGAGUCAUUUCUAAAUUUAAAAUGUACAUUGGACUCAUUAAAUAAAUCCGGAAGCUGUUCAGUCGAUAAUGUUGAAACCUUAGCAAGUAUAGAAACACCUCUUGGUACUAUAUUUUCAAUUCUAGAAAAGUUAACAAGUCAGGCUCUUAGUAUCAUGGAAGAGAUAUCACGCUCGACCAGUUUAAUCGAGUUUUUAACUGAAACUGGAAUCGAUGACGUUCGUAAUCUUAUUGAUGCCGUAGAGGAUAUAUCAGAGUCACAUGUGAACGAAUCAACAGUUUCAGCCUUGAUAGAUACGAAAAAAUUUAUUUUUCCGCUGUUAAUUGGUUCCUCCGAUGAGAGGUCAUGUAUGUGGUUUUUGAAUGAAUUUCAAGCACAAGUUAAUCGUAUUAAGGAUGCUGAAAGACUUCCACCUAAAAUAUGUGAUUGCAUCGAAAAUUUGCACAAUUUAAAAUCACUGUACAAUAAUGUUGCAAAUAGGGGCCAACAAACACGAGAGAUCGUAAACAGCAUACUAACAAAAGGAGAUUUUGUUUUCCAGCUGAAUGAUUCAGAAAAAGUCGUGUUUGAAGUGCGAUAUAACGAAAAUGAUGCUGCUUUUGUAAAACAAGAAUCAACUCUAUCUGAUAUCAGAAGCAGGGCAUUACUGCUGCUUAACUCCGACCGAAAGUCAUCUGAAGGUUCAAAUAACCCUGCAGAGUUCAAGGCUUACAUAGAUGAUAUUGAUGUCUGCCUGGAAAUUAAGGACAUAUUGCAAACUCUCUAUUUGUCCGGACACAUUUAUUACAAGAAAUUUGCAAAACAUCUUCAACGUAAUGAGCUGGUUACAGAAAGAGACAACAUACGAUGUGAUCUCGAAAAAUGGACUGAGACAUUACAUAUUACAAGAGAAAGUUUUUAUUUGAUGAAUUUUAUUCAUGGCUGCCAAAUUCACACUUUCUUUGAAUUUCUCACUACCGAAAAUUGUCACGCAGAUGUUGAUUUUUUGCUCCAUUAUAUACAUCCAAAUAUGUCUGCGAAGUCUCUUUUAAAUCAAUAUAAAGACAGUAGCACUGACGAAGAGUUCUCGUUACAAAUGCUAGGAAAUGCAUUGCACGAAGUGUACGUUAAUGGCGGACUUGAGCUAUUCCAUAGAGAUGUCGAAAAAGAUGGGAACGUUAAAAAGAAAAUGACUGAAACGGUGCAUAGUGGGAAGUUGCUUGUUGCAAAUUUAGAUGAAAAGAGUGAAAAUGUUAUUCGCACUAUAUUAGCGUUGUAUCGAAAUACAUCAGACCGUCUUCCAGAACCGAAUCAACUUCUCAUUUGCACGGGUGAAACAUCAUUUCAUGAGAUCGAUUUAUUCAUAAAUCGAUGCAAAGGUUCAUUAAGUUUUUAUAAGGAAACACCUUUAUAUUGUAUAGCGUACGUGGAAACACUUCAAAAUAAGGUACAAUUUCAGCUAGUAGACAAACUAAGAAAAAUUGACGAGUUUGAAGAUUGUAAGGUAGCUGUUGUUUGUCGAGGAUCUAAACACCAUCCUUUUGUUAAUCAGCUCUCUGAUUUUCUAACUUAUGUUCACCCUUUAUCCGAUCAAAGCAUGUCGACUGUGUUUCUUCAAAUGUAUCCAACCGUAGUAACAUAUACUUCGGAAGUCGCAGGACUCGGCAAAACAACUGAAAUUUCUAGAGAAGCAAGGCGAUCAAAUUGUAGUUUGCUUACUGUACACUUCAGUGGAAAACUCAAUAGAAAUGAGCUUAUAGAAAAAUUGAACAGUUGCAAUGCGAAGUCAUACCAUGUUCUUCACUUUGAUAUUGGAACAGUUGACAAUGCUAGUGAACUUGACAGAUUCCUGUUCGAGCUCGUGAUAAUGAAAUUCAUAGCAACAGGAAAAAUAGCAAUAAGUUUGCCAACAGAACGAUUGUGUUUUGAAAUUUCUAAUACGAUCAAUAAUGAUCUAAGAAAUUCUCUGCCAACUGCAACAGCAUUCAAGCGGGUACAUUUAGAAUGGAAGGACUUCGCAGAUUUUCAUAUUAAUAAAGAAAUAAAUAGUUCAGUACAAGUUGUGUGCCAUUACCUAAAGGCCCUUGAAGAUAACACUCUAGAUACGAAAGAAAUCAAAUUUACAGGAGAGUCCAAGGUAAAACCUCUUCAGGCGGACUGUUGUAGAAGCUUACUUCAAAAAUGCCUUGUUACGGCUACUGACAAAUCAUUUGCGACUGUAAAUACAUUUCUAAACGUUUUGGGAGAUCAGUUAAAGAAAUUAUCAUGCAGUACAUUUUUCAAAGUGUAUCACUUAUCAUUGAUGAUAGGUGAUCAGGAAGUUUCGACAGUCAGGAGCAGUUUGGUAAAAGCAAUGAUAGAAGUUUCUAAAGAAUUUGCAACAAGAUCCGUCGACACUUGCCGGGCAACACAAACAGCUUCCGUUGUAAUCAGUGAUCGCGAAGCAAGAAGAGAAGAGGGUUCGGAAAAUGACACAAAUGAGUGUAAUGAUCUUACUUCAAAGUUGGUUGCAAGAGCAGACAGCAUGAUUCGCUGGGAAGAAAGCAAUCAUUUGAUAUAUGUCUUUCAUAAUCAAAAUAUUCAAACACUUACUCCAAUGUACCGAGACAAUACUAAAGUCCCAGAUCGUAUCAAAAAACUGUUUGAAACUCAAAUGAAAAAACGUUUACCUGACUUUAGUUCAAUGAAACAGGAUGAGUUACAACAUAUGCUCCAAAAGAUUGCUCGAGUUAACCCAAAGACGCUUAAUGUAUCUAAGCUACAAAGUAUAAGCAAAGACUAUGCGCUUACUCCAGACAACUUAUUAAAAAUGGUACUAAUUGUGUUGCGAAUAUUGAGUAAGGUUCCUGUUGUCGUAAUGGGAGAGACGGGCUGUGGAAAGACAUCUCUCAUUCGAUAUCUAGCAAACAUUUGCGAAGUAUCAUUCGUAGUUUUAAACGUACACGCAGGUGUGUCAGUACAGACAGUCAUAGAAUAUACACUGGCUGAAAAUAAAAAAUGCAAAAAUGAUUUUAAAGAAACACGUUGGUUAUUUUUCGACGAAAUCAACACCUCCUACUGUAUUGGUUUGAUAUGCGAUAUCAUUUGCCACCACAAAUGUAAUGGACAUAUGUUAGCCCCAAACUUGAUAAUUAUGGGUGCAUGCAAUCCCUACAAGCUUAGAACUCGGGAAGCGAUUCAGACAGCUGGGUUAACAGGCAAAGUAAAAACUGACGAACUUUCGAAACUUGUUUACAGAGUAUUUCCAUUACCAGAAAUGAUGGUUGACUAUGUUUGGGAUUUUGGAAGUUUGAGUAAUAUUGACGAAAUAAAAUAUAUAGAACGAAUGAUAGAAGAUGUUCUCUUACAAAAAAACCUUCGAUUACUUCUGCGGGAUUUGCUGUCAGUCUCACAAGAUUUUGUGAGAGAAUAUGAAAAAUCCACAUGUGUUGUCAGUCUCCGUGACGUUAGCCGGUGCAAGAAAUUAGUGCAAUGGUUCAUGUCAUUUCUUAAAAGAAAACAUUUAUUGGUGCCCUCAAGAAAUGAACGUCCUCGUGAAAUCCGUGCAUUUGUGCUUGCAUUAGGGGUUUGUUAUCACAGUCGAUUCGUUGAAAAAUCAGCAAGAUGUCAGUAUAGACAACGGCUAGGUGUUUGUUUUGCAAAAAACAUGUUCCCAGACUAUCUUGAAAAUGAUAUUCAUGAUAUCAUUAAAGACGAACAACAGGAUAUUUUAGAUCGAAUGGAACUACCACCCGGCACUGCUAAAAAUACUGCUUUGCAAGAAAAUGUGUUUAUGAUUGUUGUGUGUAUUUUGAACAAGAUACCUAUUUUCGUCGUGGGAAAACCAGGCUGUAGCAAAUCGUUGGCUAUGCAAAUAAUACGUAGCAAUCUAAGAGGUAAGGACUCAAAAGACGUUUUUUUCCGUACUCUUCCACAAUUAUAUUGUGUCUCCUUUCAAGGAUCGGAAUCAUCAACAUCCGAAGGUAUAAUCAAAGUUUUUGAAAAAGCCGAAAACUACCAGAAGUCAAACCGAAGGGACGACGUGUUUUCGGUCGUUUUAUUUGAUGAAAUCGGUCUUGCCGAAAUAUCACGAUUUAAUCCAUUGAAAGUUUUACACAGUCUUCUUGAACCAGAUGGCCAAAGCCAACCGAAUGUUGCUGUGGUUGGAAUUUCAAACUGGUCCUUGGAUGCUUCAAAAAUGAAUAGGGGAAUCCAUUUGUCACGUCCUGAUAUGGACGAGGAAGAAUUGUUAGAAACUGCAAUUUCUAUAAGUAAGUCUUUUACAGAUGCAACUUGUAUCAGGACGGGACUUAUAGGGGUGGUGACUAGAAGUGCCCUUACAACAUCAGUAAUUAAACAUGAGCUCAACAUUAUAGCAAAGGCAUACACAAGUUAUACUAAUCAGCUUCAGUUUAAAAACUUUCACGGACUUCGCGACUUUUAUGCGUUGGUAAAAUACAUUGCGAGAAAGCUGUCUACCCAUACAUUUACCAUCUCAGACAGGCAGAAAGAGAUAGCUAUUAUCGAAGGUCUACAAAGGAAUUUUGGAGGAUUCAAAACCGAGCACAAGUCUAUGUUGAAAACCUUUCAAAUUGGUGCUUUGCAGUCACAACCUGUUUUGUCCAUCGUUGAUCUGAUCGAACAAAAUAUUGUGGAUGAAAUGGCAAGGCAUCUCAUGAUCAUUACAAGUGGAGAACCUGUUAUAGGAAUUCUGGAUUCAAUUUUAAAGAAGUUGGACCGUACUGGCAGAGAAAUAAUCUAUGGAAGUCAGUUUCAAGAGGACCAAACAGAAGACUACCAAUACCGGAUACUAAGUAGAAUAAUUCUAUGUAUGGAACAAGGCAUUGUUCUCAUAUUAAAAGACCUUGAAAGUGUUUACGGAAGUUUAUAUGACAUGCUGAAUCAAAACUAUACAAAAAUAGGCAGAAAAAACAACUGCCGUGUUGCGUUAGGUCCAUAUAGCAAUCCAUUUUGCCAUGUUGCAGACAGUUUCAGAUGUAUUGUGCUUGUUGACUCAAAUCGAUUAGACUAUACAGACCCACCAUUUUUAAACAGAUUUGAAAAACAGUACCUUUCGUAUUCAGAUGUACUAACGGAGAAAGAAAUGCAUCUCAAAACUCAGAUAUUGGAGUGGGUUGACAUGAUAGGUAACAUAAAAGAAAAGACGUUUGCAAAAUUAGACAUUUUUCCGUUUUACAACGAGGAAAUGAUUGUCUCAUUAGUUCUCUGGGCAAAGCAAGCUUGCAGCGAUACAACAGUAGCGGACUAUAUCGAAAGAUGUAAGAAUGAACUAAUGUGGAUAAUGAAACCUGAUGCCAUUUUACGUAUGCAAAACGCUGAAAAUAUUGAAAUCCAGGAAGGGUCCUCGACAAUGAGAGAUGAAUAUUUCAAUUUACCACUGCAUGAUGGUUUACCAUAUCUUCAGGAAUACGUCGAGACAAAGUAUCCAUGUGGGUUGAUGACAGUCAUUUAUACAAACAGUAAACUUCAUACUAGGUAUGGAAAAUCUCUAAAGGGAGAUGUUCAGACAGAAAUCCUUGGAGCCUUUAAAUCAGAAAAACAAUUAUCACAGAAGAUUCAGGAAUUCUGGAACAGUACAGUAAAGCAGAUUCUUUUGGUUCACUGUCAUUCUGUUGAAGAUGAAAGGCACAUUAUGCUGACAAAAUCAAUUAUAGAAAGGUACAGGAAAGACUGCAAUCCAUCGUUGGCUUGUUCAAAAUACGUUUACAUGAUUCUUCAUCUUACUUGCAGACCUGUUUCUUCUUCGAUGAGGAAUAUGAGCCUUACAACAGGACCGUUAUCGCAGAUUAAUUUUUUGUCUGGAUGGAAACUUGUAAUGCUUGAAAGUUUGAACAAACCGGUUCGGUCACUUCCUGAACUCUGCUCAAAAUCGUUGCUACACACACUAGAAGACAUGAUGCCGUUUAGUGACCAAAUUAAACAGGAGUUAUUCUGGUCAUUUACGCGAAUUAAAUACGGUCGACAUGGACGAAAUAUUAACAGCAUCACACAAAUCAAAGAAAACAUAUUGCGAUCGACACAUUUCUUAGAAGACAUUGCAGAUAUGAUCUGGUCCAGUAUCAACAUUGAACACGUUGGCUAUCAAAACGAGGACUGGUGUGUUGAUGUUGCAAGUGAUCUUAAUGCUUUAAACACGAGUGAGUUUUUCGUUGAAGCUCUGGAACGAUUCAUUCUUGACGUAAUAAAGAUUCCUCUCGCAAAGAUCAUGUACAAAUUAGAACAAAUGAUGUCUGUUGAUUCUUAUUUUGUUGACGACGGCAGACAAAAGAAACGGCGUGAAUACUGGCUUGCACUUUUUAAAGACGAAAACGUAUUUUCAACAGCAAGCAUAAAGGACGAAACAGGUCCUGAGUGUUAUAACUGCACGUCGCCCGAUUUGCGUUUAAAAUUGCCAUUUAGCUCGAUUAUAUUUGACAAUGUAGAUGAAACAAGAGAAACAUUUAUCGUUCAAGUAAACAGAGCAAAAAUAAAUUGCAACCUGGAGACCGAUGAAGAACUUCCGCCGACUGUAAUGGAUGAACUGUUCCACCGUCAAGAAGAGAUCAUUGCAUCACGCCUUCAUAAGUUUUGUGAAAAUCACCAACAAUACGAAGGUUUUCUGGCAGACUAUAUCGAUGAUUUCUGUAAUCUUCUAUCUCAUACGUUCACUUCAGAGCUUGACGAGAGUACUCGAGUGACCAGCACUCAUUGGAUUUUGUCACAAAAAAUGGACUUUUCCCCUGGAAGCAUAAAUGAAAAAGGGUUAUUUCAAUUAUUAACAGAGUUGCAUUGUACCAGUUGGUUAAAUAUGAGCCUUGUGAGUAAAAUACUUCAUAUCAUUGACUUAUCUGUUGACGUCAUUCCAGAUUGCAAUCGAAAUCCCAUUGGAGCAUUUAUCAAAAACAAUAAUAAAACAGGCACAUCAGAUGAGGACUCACAAAAAACUGCUGAUUCCCUAGUUUUUGUUGCUAAAGAGAAAACCGAUGCAGAAAAUCAAACUAUUUUAGAUGAAAAACAAUCAGAAAUAGGAAUGGAAAGACAAUUCGUUGCAUGUGAUCUAAACUCUGAAUCCUUUGAACUAGUGCGGCAUUCGUACGAUGUAGAUGAAUCGGAUUCUCAGUCAAAUGAAUAUGACAAGGGCUCUUUCCAAGAAGAAGAAAUAGAAGACAAUAUAUUUAACGUGUUUGUAUCAUUCAUCUCAAAACGCCUUCUUCCGACUGAUAGUCAAUUGAGAUUAUUUCAGGGAAUAGGACAUUGGCAAAGUGUCGCACGGAACAUUUUAUUAGAGGCAGAAGACAUCUGUGCUGAAUCUGUGGCUUACCAGGCGUUGCGAUUGUGUUAUGACGUCACAUCCUACAUGAUAAUUCCUUAUGCAUUAGAGUCAAAAUUGCUGCACACGCUUUCGUUGUGUCUCCUAGAAUAUCAUUUUGAUUCAAAAGAUGUGCUUGAUGAUGUCAUGCUAGUGAUUUCAAAAGUAUAUGAUCCAAACACACAGAAUGUAUUCGAAAUGGAUAGUUCAUUAGACGUUCAGAGAAUUAUUCGGCAGUAUUUAGUCGGUUGCCUAUCCAUUGAUCCUGAAACAAAAGCAUAUAGCAUGCUUCUUCCACUUCUUCAACAACAUGUUAUCCCGGAACAAAACAUAUUUGUUCUUAAAGGGCCUUUCACCUUUAUAUUACAACAAGAAUUGGAUGAAACUGGAACAGAAAGUCUUUUAAGGGAAGAUGGAAACGAACAUGAUGAAGCACAACAUAACAGUUUUCUAAAAUGUCUAGAUAGCUGUGUGACUGAUCUGUUUGAACAAAAUCGAGGCAGCAGCAUGUUUAUGCUAAUGAUAACAGAUUUGUUGCAAGAAAACAUUCGUGAACAUAACGAUACUGACAUAAUGCUAAGAAGUGGACAUAUUUUGCAAGGUGGCGACAGAAAUCUAAAAUUGUUGGCAGCAGUUGCUUACUUAAGAGCAACAAUAUACUGUAUUGCCUCUGAUCCAGAAAUCGGAAUGCCAGACAAACGUAAUCCGCUGCUUGAUGCACUAAAUGGCGUGCUCACGGGAAGUAGGACAACAGAUGUUUCCAAAAAUAUUGCGACCUAUUUCUUUAAGUGUCUUGGUGUAAGUCGGAUAUUAAGUACUGUCCUGAAUGCGUUUCACAGACUCAAAGAAUCAAUAGAACCACUUAAAUGUAUUGAAUGGAGAGAUGAUAGUAUUUUGACGAGUAUUGAGUUCAAUCCUAUGGCGCUAUAUCAAAGUAAAAAACUGCAGGAAAGUGUAAAGAGUCGCUUGUCGGAUAAUCAGACGGAAGAAAAAUUUGGAAAGUCCAUCAAAAAGCUCGUAUCAGAGAAUAGUGUUACGAACAGAAAACUUUUCGUAUUUGCCGUGUCUCUGAAAGAAUACUAUUUGUCUAGAUUCUAUAAACAAAUUGACGAUAGUGGUAAGGCACUGGCAACAAUUUGUCAAACAGCGUUUGAAACUAUUUUAUCAAAUGAGAGGCAAAGAACUUUACUAAAAUGCAUUCUCGGGAAAAAAGAUUUCUUGUCAAGUAAAUUAAUGAUUACUGAGGAAAUAAACUGCAGACGGUUUAUGCUUUGUUCAGUUUUAGUAACAACAUACUCAAAAGCCCUAGCAAUGCAAUCUUCGGAAGAGGAGUACCGUGUUCCUUUGCUGCGGAAAUGUUUAUUUACACCGAAUGACUUCAAUGCUUGCUAUCUUCCAGGACUUCCUAAUAAUAGUAAGUCUGCUAGGAAAGCUUACAUGCAGCUGUCAACAACAGAUGCUGCCUACUUUUCCUGCACUUGUGGUCAGAUUUUAGUUUUCCACUCAGAAAUGGAAACAUAUCUCUGUAUAGUAUGCAAGAAAGAUUUAGGUGAACAUCAACCACGAACCCUUACUGAUUUUCUGCGACAUACAGAAGAGGACAUUCAGAAAGGUUAUACACUUAUUUUGAGCAAAACUACUCUUGCAAUUGAAGAAAAACAGAUGCCGAUUGACCACACUAUAAGACGCCUUUCUCCAGUUACGUGCAAGAUGACUCAAUUCCUAAUAACAGGUUGUAUUUUUGGAUCUUUGGCUUUAGGGUUCAAAGCACAAAAUGACAUAGAUCUUUUCAAAGAUGUUGAUAGUACAAUUGAUCUUUAUGAUCUACUGUGGGAAAGGAUUGAACUUCUAUGGGAAGAUUUAAAGCACAUGUUAAACCUCGGCGACCGUGAUGUCGGCAUAUUUUUCCAUGCGGUAAUAAAAGACGCGUCAAUCUCAAAUUUGUUAUUUGAAGAAAGGGAAUCUUUUACUACUCAGGAAGGACGAAAGAAUUGGGAAUCAACAUUUGACAGAGCACUACAAAACAUGCUAAACAAUAAAUUGAUUGAGAUCAACAAGGCAACUUGCCAUUGUGAUGAACGAUUAAAGGGCUACGAACAGGUGAUAGACUAUUCAAAUUUGGAAUUGCAAAUUAGAGAGGCUGUUCCCUCUCCACCUCCCAAUGACCAAUACUUCCAACAUUUGCUCAGGCUAUCAAAACACCCAUCGAACAUAGAUUUUUUUUGUCAGGUCUGGACACACAAGGAUGACUUGUGUUUUUUGACACGCGUUCUCCAACAAGUAGAAAUACUUAAUCUUCCAAGGCAUAUCAUCAACAUUAUUCAGUGGCACUACUCAUCGGUGAUCAAUAUAAGUUAUACCUUAAAAAGAAGUGAAUGCUUGAAAAUGACUGUCCUCGAGUACCAGGAAAGCUUAAAGGAUAAACGAUGUAUGGACACCAGUAAAAAGAUUUUUAAAGAGUUCAAAGCAUCAUGGUAUGACUUAAGCAAGAUAUUUGAAUCAUCGGAGGUCUUCCCAAAUAUUAAGCCAAUAAACAACGGCAGCAAAAUGAGUGAAUGUCUCAUUCUCGACUCUGAUGGUGAAAUAUAUAGUGUUCUUCGAUUGCUGAUUAAUAUUCAAAAUCACUUCAUUGUUAACGCAUUAUCGCUAUCAGAAAAAUGUCCAAGUCUUCAAUUUCUGCUACGCGAUAAGAGUGUGUCGUGCUAUAGAAGUGUUCAAACAAGCGAGCUGAGGAAAAGCCACCUUCUUGAGCUGAAAGACGAUUGGGACGAUGUCAUUAAAAGCGAAUCACAUUGUGAUUUAUCGUAUGGUUAUGGGCGACAGGUGAAGUACGAUUUUCACAAAAUAGAAAGGAGACUCGCAGAAGAUAUAUUAUUCGGUAAAGCAUUUUUGAAUUUAAAUGAUCUGCCUGAAAUAGUUUUCAUCGAUGAGCUGUACAGGGAUUUUUUGGAUCUGAUAAAUGAUGUUUCAAAAUCUGUUCUCCAAGAACCAUUGCCAAAGGAUUUGGAAGAGUUUUAUCGAGAAAGGUGCAACGACGAUAAAACGCUUGCCGCUGAGUUACUCAAUAGCCUUGAUAUGAUCAUGAUAUUUCUAAAAAAAACUAAGUGCGACGAAAAGAAAUCACUUGCAAGCUUUGUUAAUGAAAGAAAAACCAUAAUCGGCAGUGCCCUUCAAUCGAGAUAUCUACCCAGUUCUAAUGAUAAACUGCAAGUUUGUCACGUCAUAAGUCUGCAUGAGUGCCUAGAAGACAUACGUGCAGCCCGAAUCAUUGAGACUCUAGAUUAUAACUACCACGAAGAAUUAGAAACAGACAUUGAAGACCAAAUACGUAAUGCGAUCAAUCACCAGAAAGCGGACAUUGUUCUUAAAGCCAUUCGACGGUUCAUUUAUAGAUGUGUGUACAUGGGAGAUAUCGGGACAGACCAAACGUUAUUUCAGUAUCUACAGCAAGCCUCCUUUUGGCCGGCAAACAUUUUCAAGAAUAAGAUGCUGUGUUUCGACGGCGGAGAGGAAGAAAUAAAAAAGGUUGUACCAAUGGAUAUACAAGUAAAACAUGUGGUGGCCCUUGUACAAAUAUUGACCGAGAAGGCAAAGAAACCAGGCCACCAACGGCUUACAAAUGUGAUCAUGCAGGCCAAAUCGAAAGAUUUACAGGCGGCAGACAAGAAAAAGAAAAAGGCACAAACCAGAAAGCUGCGAAAGAUGUAAACCAGUUCCAGACCGUGAUCGUAAAAUGGCUUAAAGUAGAUUGUGCAUAACUUGAUUCAGUUUUGAUCCAUGUGUGUUUAUUGUUUUGUCUUUAUUAUAGACUAUUUAUAAACAUGUUUUAAGAAGGAAUCAGUUUAUUGGGAAAUAAUUCUAUGUUGUAACAUAUUGUAAGGUGCGAAAAACAUGUAUAAUUCAAUACUGAUAUCAAGUGUAAAUAUGUACAUAUAAAUAUAUAGCAUGGAUUAUUAUGCGGAAUUGCAUUAUUGUAAAUAAUAUUAGCUUAAAAUAACUUCAUUGCUGUUGUUGUUUUGCAUGUGCAAUGCAUGUGAAAGACGAAACUCAAAUUUAUUUGUGACCUAAAUUGUCGUAUAUUUCUUAUUUAUUUUCAUUUUGCAGAUUUGAUUUUUAAUCUGUUCAAUCAGAUGUAUUCAUAUUUAUUUAGAUAUAGUACAUGCUUAAGUUCAGAUUCAAUGUGAUGUUAUUUUGUAAAUAGUGUUAAUAUCAUAACGAAUGUUUUUUAUGAAAAUCACACUAUUGUUUCUAUUUUUAAGACCUAAAUGUGUAUGUUGUUUGCAGUAUAUUGUCAUUGCGCAAAACUUUGAUUAUAAAUUAUGUAAAGGAAAUAUGCAUUUUGUUAAUUGCUAUAUUGACUUGUUUUAUUGUCUUUAUAUUUAAAUAUAUCUUAAAUUUACUUGCUGAAGAAAAAGUUUGUUUUGUAAUCCUUUUAAAAUCUGAAACUUACUUUUGGCUUCUAUUUUGUUUGUUUGACAAAAGAUUAUUUAGCUAGUUUUCGAAUUUAGUUAUUCUUAAUGCAUUAUUUAUUAGCGCCGUACGAGUAUGUUUACUGCUAUCGAAGUGUCUGUUAGAUGCAUGUUUGUUUGUUUAAAAAAAUGUAAAUUUAACAAAAAAAGAAACAAGCUGAUCUUGUUUAUGUGUUACAUGACUAUUGUAAAUAACUUUAGCAUUUAUUGAAUAAUGUAUAUCUUAUGUUAAAUAUGUUUGAUUGUGACCUUGCGUUUGGUUUUCAACGGAGUGUGCAUCGUUUGGAAUCCUGGUUUGUAAAUAGUUUGAUCGUUUCCGUUUAAUUUUAAUUGUUUUAUGUUGUCGUUGAUCAUGUUUGUUAGUGUUAUGGCUUUAUAUUGAAAUAUCAUUAAUGUGCAUAAGUGUAUUCAAACCAUGUAUGUUGUUGAACUAUUAACAGGAUAAAAGCUUUCUUGUAUUCAUAACACGUAAGUUUUGAUAUGUUGUUUACUACACAUUCACUUUAUAAAAUUCCUAUUUAAGUGUGUCUUAGUUCAUGGAUUGUGUAUUUACGUAAAUAAUCAUCCUUAUGACGGUUUUAUAUUUUUUGUUUUGUUUUUGUAGUGUUACUGCAUAUGCCUCUCCAUUGUAUUUAUUCAUUGUAUAUAUCAUAUAUGUAAAUGAACUUAUUAUAUCAAACAGGUCAUGUGUUUUGGCGCAUAUUGACUGCAAAGAAAUAACAUUGCCCAUCUUAUAGUUAAAAUAUUCAUACUUGUUCAUAAAUAUUCAUAAGACGGUACAUUUAUGUAUUUUAUUAGUGUCUGCAAUGUAGCUACUUUACUUAUCUAAAUGUUUAAAAUAUUCAUUCAUUUAACUUAAUGAAUGGUACAUGAACGUGAUUUUAUGGAGCCUGCAAUUAAUUUGCUUAUCUUUUGUUUAUUAUUAUUAUUCUUUAUUUAUUUAACUUAGUAGAUGGAACAUGAACGUAAGUUUAUGGUGUCUGCAAUUUAUGAACUUUAUUCACGUUAAUAAUUAUAAUUAUACAAUUAUUAAACUACGUAGUUUGUACAUCAACGUGAGUAAAUGAUGUCAGCCAUGUAUAUACUUUACUUCCAAUAAUAAUUAUAAUUGUUUAGUUAUAGAACUUAGUAGACGGUACAUGGACGUAAGUUAAUGGUGUCUGCAGUUUAUUUACUUGACGUAUGUUAAUAAUUAUUUAUCUUAGUAGACGGUACAUGGACGUAAGUUAAUGGUGUCUGCAUAUUUAUUUACUUGAUGCAUGUUAAUUAUUAUUGAACUUAGUAGACGGUACAUGGACGUAAGUUAAUGGUGUCUGCAUAUUUAUUUACUUGACGUAUGUUAAUUAUUAUUGAACUAAGUAGACGGUACAUGGACGUAAGUUAAUGGUGUCUGCAUUUUUAUUUACUUGACGUAUGUUAAUAAUUAUUUGUCUUAGUAGACGGUACAUGGACGUAAGUUAAUGGUGUCUGCAUAUUUAUUUACUUGACGUAUGUUUAUUAUUAUUUAUCUUAGUAGACGGUACAUGAACGUAAGUUUAUGGUGACUGAAUAUGUAUUUACUUGACGUAUGUUAAUUAUUAUUGAACUUAGUAGACGGUACAUGGACGUAAGUUAAUGGCGUCUGCAAUUUAUUUACUUUACGUACUUUAAUAAUUAUAAUUGUUUAUAUAUUUUACUAAGAAUACGGUACAUGGACGUAAGUUAAUGGUGUCUGAAUUUUUAUUUACUUGACGUAUGUUGAUAAUUUUUUAUCUUCGUAGACGGUACAUGGACGUAAGUAAAUGGUGUCUGAAAUUUUAUUUACUUGACGUAUGUUGAUAAUUAUUUAUCUUAAUAGACGGUACAUGGACGUAAGUUCAUGGUGUCUGAAUUUUUAUUUACUUGACGUAUGUUGAUAAUUAUUUAUCUUCGUAGACGGUACAUGGACGUAAGUAAAUGGUGUCUGCAUUUUUAUUUACUUAACUUAUGUUAAUAAUUAUUGCACUUAGUAGACGGUACAUGGACGUAAGUUAAUGGUGUCUGCAUUUUUAUUUACUUGACGUAUGUUAAUAAUUAUUGAACUAAGUAGACGGUACAUGGACGUAAGUUAAUGGUGUCUGCAUUUUUAUUUACUUGACGUAUGUUAAUAAUUAUUUGUCUUAGUAGACGGUACAUGGACGUAAGUUAAUGGUGUCUGCAUAUUUAUUUACUUGACGUAUGUUUAUUAUUAUUUAUCUUAGUAGACGGUACAUGAACGUAAGUUUAUGGUGACUGAAUAUGUAUUUACUUGACGUAUGUUAAUUAUUAUUGAACUUAGUAGACGGUACAUGGACGUAAGUUAAUGGCGUCUGCAAUUUAUUUACUUUACGUACUUUAAUAAUUAUAAUUGUUUAUAUAUUUUACUAAGAAUACGGUACAUGGACGUAAGUUAAUGGUGUCUGAAUUUUUAUUUACUUGACGUAUGUUGAUAAUUUUUUAUCUUCGUAGACGGUACAUGGACGUAAGUAAAUGGUGUCUGAAAUUUUAUUUACUUGACGUAUGUUGAUAAUUAUUUAUCUUAAUAGACGGUACAUGGACGUAAGUUCAUGGUGUCUGAAUUUUUAUUUACUUGACGUAUGUUGAUAAUUAUUUAUCUUCGUAGACGGUACAUGGACGUAAGUAAAUGGUGUCUGCAUUUUUAUUUACUUAACUUAUGUUAAUAAUUAUUGCACUUAGUAGACGGUACAUGGACGUAAGUUAAUGGUGUCUGCAUUUUUAUUUACUUGACGUAUGUUAAUAAUUAUUUAUCUAAGUAGACGGUACAUGGACGUAAGUUAAUGGUGUCUGCAUUUUUAUUUACUUGACGUAUGUUAAUAAUUAUUUAUCUUAGUAGACGGUACAUGGACGUAAGUAAAUGGUGUCUGCAUAUUUAUUUACUUGACGUAUGUUAAUUAUUAUCUAUCUUGGUAGACGGUACAUGGACGUAAGUUAAUGGUGUCUGCAUUUUUAUUUACUUGACGUAUGUUAAUAAUUAUUUAUCUUAGUAGACGGUACAUGGACGUAAGUUAAUGGUGUCUGCAUAUUUAUUUACUUGACGUAUGUUAAUAAUCAUUGAACUUAGUAGACGCUACAUGGACGUAAGUAAAUGGCGUCUGUAGUUUAUUUACCUGACGUAUGUUAAUAAUUAUUUAUCUUAGUAGACAGUACAUGGACGUAAGUAAAUGGCGUCUGCAGUUUAUUUACUUGACGUAUGUUAAUAAUUAUUUAUCUUAGUAGACGGUACAUGGACGUAAGUUAAUGGUAUCUUCAUAUUUAUUUACUUGACGUAUGUUAAUAAUUAUUUAUCUUAGUAGACGCUACAUGGACGUAAGUAAAUGGCGUCUGCAUAUUUAUUUACUUGACGUAUGUUAAUAAUUAUUGAACUUAGUAGACGGUACAUGGACGUAAGUUAAUGGCGUCUGCAUAUUUAUUUACUUGACGUAUGUUAAUAAUUAUUUAUCUUAGUAGACGGUACAUGGACGUAAGUUAAUGGUGUCUUCAUAUUUAUUUACUUGACGUAUGUUAAUAAUUAUUGAACUUAGUAGACGGUACAUGGACGUAAGUUAAUGGUGUCUUCAUAUUUAUUUACUUGACGUAUGUUAAUAAUUAUUGAACUUAGUAGACGGUACAUGGACGUAAGUUAAUGGUGUCAGCAUAUUUAUUUACUUGACGUAUGUUAAUUAUUAUUGAACUUAGUAGACGGUACAUGGACGUAAGUUAAUGGCGUCAGCAUAUUUAUUCACUUGACGUAUGUUAAUAAUUAUUUAUCUUAGUAGACGCUACAUGGAUGUAAGUAAAUGGCGUCUGUAGUUUAUUUACUUGACGUAUGUUAAUAAUUAUUUAUCUUAGUAGUAGGUACAUGGACGUAAGUAAAUGGCGUCUGUAGUUUAUUUACUUGACGUAUGUUAAUAAUUAUUUAUCUUAGUAGUAGGUACAUGGACGUAAGUAAAUGGCGUCUGUAGUUUAUUUACUUUACGUAUAUUAAUAAUUAUAAUUGUUUAUUAAUUGAACUUAAUAGACGGUACAUGAACGUAAGUUAAAGGGGCAUGCAAUGUAUAUACUUUACCCAUACUAAAAAACCCCAUUAAAUAACAGUUUUUGCAACCACAACCUCUGUAUUAUUAAUGAUACACGAGCACAAUGUGGGUACACGCAAAGAACGUAUGUAUGAUUCAAGAGCCUUGUUAUUUAUCCGCACGAUAUAUAUUGCACGUUUAAGCUCCGCCUACCUGUUACCGUUCCGACAUUGAGGUUGUGUAUGCAUGAAAACACAAUGUACAUGGUACAUUGUCCAUUUUUGAACUUUGUGGACGUACUUUAUUGUUCAUUAAUUGAUCUAAGAAACGGUGCAGAAAUGAAUGAUUUAAUGUCUGAAAUGUAUUUACUUACCUACUUCUACAUUUUCACUAAUCUAUUUCAAAUGGGAAAUAAACUAUAAAGUAUAUGUACACAUUCAUCGUAUUUGAACAUUGGAUAAGCGACUUAUUGUGCUCUUUAUGGCAAUGUGGUAUUUUGUAAAAUCACAUUACAUUGUUUUGUACUGUAUUGUAUUGCAUUGCAUUAUAGUUGGUACAGUGUAUAUAGAUGGUUAGUGGUUCUAAUAAACGGAUAGUAAAGUUUUAACCACACUUGUCAUAUCGGAAUUGUAAACUUCUUUUAUUACAUAGAGAAAUGAAUAAUUGCAUGUAUUUGAUUAAUUCUUAUGAUAAAAUACAACAUUAUGUGUCUAGAUGCUGUGUUAUAAAUGAACUGUACAUUCCAUUUAUUAUGUUAUUAUUUUAAAAGAUUACAUAUUAUUGCUAUUAAUUUUAUUGAUUGAGGUACAUUUACGCUUUAGUUUAUAUAUGAACGAUAUUUUAAUAUUUUCGUAUGUAUGUUUGUGUGUGUUUCUGAAAUAAAUAUUUUAAAAAAGA